AUUAAGUUUAGCCUAAGUAACAUUUUUGAAACGCCAAAUUGAUUCUGUUAACGCACUUGGAGUUAACAGAAUCGAUUUCUCAACUUUGCGUCACGCGAAGUAGGCGCCUAACGCAAAACUGAGACGUUUAGAGUGACCAUAUGCAGUGAAUAUUGAAAAGCUUUCGAUUCGAAAAUUGUUUGUUACUUUUUGUUGUAUUGCUAUAUUUAUGUUGUUUGUUUAUAUAAUGAGAAAAGUUAAAUAAUUUGAUUGAAUUACGAAAUUGAAAGAGCGACAACAAGGUGUUACCUAUAAUAUAAGAAAGAAGCAGGUUCAUAAAUUGUUUAACUCAAAUCUAAGCUAAAUCGAUUUAAGAUAACGGUAAGCCGGCAUGUGUAGUACUCAAUGUCAAGGUGCAAGGCCACGAAACACACGCCAAGUUCAUGUUUUCUGAUUGGAAUCCACAAGUUUGCCGUAAUUGAGGAUAAGGGCGCGGCACUUGUUGAACAAAUGCAACAAGUUUGGCAACCUGGCAACGGUUUGUAAACAAUAAAUUGAGCUCAAGUUCAGCUGUUGCAUUGGCAACGCUCAAUUCGAUGGAAUGUUUAAUCGAUGACCACUCGAAGGAUAAAAACAGACAGAAAACAAGAGCACAUCGAACAGAAAACAGCCAAGUUCUAGAAAAAGCUAACUGCAAUUUUGCAAUGGCGCGCCAUAAAAACUAGAAAAACCAAAGAGUUUCGGUGAUUUGUCAUCGGAUUCCUAAUCAGCUGACAAGGACUUGGUCCGCAGCAUGGGAAACACGGAGAGCAAUGUGACGAGUGGCGUCAAGAAACAGGCGGGAGUCUCCACCCAGGCCCUCUACAAAUUUGUCAAUCUCAAGGGCGGCGGCCUUCUGGUGGACAUGAUGAAGCGCGCCUGUCAGACCAAACAGUUUGCCGAGAUCGAUCAUGCGAUCAAAACGAAAGUGGAACCGUUUUUAUAUAACAAGGGCGCUGGCCGUUAUUUUCCCAUAUCGAAGCUGGUGCUACUGCGAAAUCGGGACAGGCCACGGACCAGGCAAUUGCCCGAGAUACGGGCUCUAGAGAAUCCCGAUGAUGAUUUCAAUAUACACGACUAUUGUCCGGAGGUAUCCGAGGCGGAAUACAUAUCGAAUCCGAGUGCCUAUCGCUUUGUGUGCUGGGAUCUGAACAUGCGCGGUGCUGUUGGUGAAACGAUUCUGCAUCUCUGCCUGCUGAAUGCCUCCUCCCUGCAUGCUGAUCUGGCGAAGCGUCUCCUGAAGUUCUAUCCGAAGCUCAUUUUGGACAUCUAUAUGAGCGACGAGUACUACGGCGAGAGUGUGCUGCACAUUGCCAUUGUCAACGAGGAUCCGGCCAUGGUCAAAUAUUUGCUGGACGCCAAUGCCGACGUUCAGGAGCGCUGUUGCGGCGCUUUUAUGUCCGCGGAGGACACGAAGGCCUCACGCACGGAUUCGCCGGAUCACGAGUACGUGGCACUGCAACCGAUAACCAACUAUGAUGGCUACGUAUACUGGGGCGAGUAUCCUUUAAGUUUUGCCGCCUGCCUGUCGCAGGAGGAGUGCUUCAGACUGGUGCUGGCGCGCGGCGCAGAUCCGGACUUUCAGGAUACCAAUGGCAAUACGGUGCUGCAUAUGCUGGUCAUUUACGAGAAAAUCGAAAUGUUCGAUGUGGGCUAUGAGGUGGGCUCGAACAUACACGUGCGUAAUAUACAAAAUCUGACGCCCUUGACGCUGGCCGCCAAGCUGGGCCGGGUCGAGAUGUUCUUCCAUGUGAUGAGCAUUGAGCGUGAGAUAUAUUGGCAGCUGGGCAGCAUAACCUGUGCCGCGUAUCCCUUGCUCAUGAUCGACACCAUUAACGAGGAGACGGGCAACAUCAACAAGGAUUCAGUGUUGAAUUUUGUGGUAUUCGGUGACAAGCUGGAGCACUUGGAGCUGUUGGAUGGCGUGGUCAUUGAUCUGCUGAAGACCAAAUGGGACACCUUCUGCAAAUCCCGUUUCUACAAGCAGUUUUACAUGUUCGCCUUUUACUUUCUCAUAUCGCUGUUCAGCUUCAUAUUGCGUCCGGGUCCGGAUUCCAAGGAGGACGAGGAUGAGGAGCCGGAGGGCACAGCUGCUACACCUGCCAAUGUCAGCGCAUCUCACGAUCUGUACACCAACGGCAGUCUGGGCCAGCAUACCAAACGUGGCACAUCCAGCACUGAAUACAGUCCGUUUGUUGAAUCCAAUCGAAAAGAACAUGAAAUCAUUUUUGAUGUCCACACAGAAACCUUUUGGCUGAACUUUACGGAAUAUUAUGAUCCCAGCGAGGUCGAGACCUUGCCCGCCUGGUGGCAAACCUACGCCCAGUGUCCGCUCAUGAAUCUGGAAUCGGAUCUGGCCAAGCUACGCAUCAUAGCCGAGCUAAUUAACUUCGUGGGCGCCAUACUCUACCUGCUCGUCGCACUGAGGGAGGCACGCUUCCUCGGCUACAAAAUGUUCAUCGAGAAUCUGAUGACUGCUCCGUCGCGGGUCAUGUUCUUGUUCUCCUGCGCCCUCAUGAUGACCAUACCCUGGCUGAGGGUCUCCUGUCUUACCGAAAUCGAUGAUCAUGUGACCGUUAUGAUUAUGUUGACCACGGCGCCGUAUUUUCUCUUCUUUUGUCGUGGUUUCAAGACCGUGGGACCCUUCGUUGUGAUGAUCUAUCGCAUGGUGAUGGGAGAUUUGCUGCGAUUCGUUUCCAUCUAUUUGGUGUUUGUGCUGGGCUUCUCGCAGGCAUUUUACAUCAUAUUUCUGACCUUUGACAAUCCGUCAACGCCCGAGGAUCAGGACGCCGAAUCGAAUCCAAUGCCCUCGCCCAUGGAAUCCAUUGUGGCCAUGUUUCUAAUGUCGCUAACCAAUUUUGGCGACUAUUAUGGCGCCAUGGUGUCCACACAGCACGAGUACGAGGCCAAGAUAUUGUGGUUUCUGUUUAUGGUGAUUGUCAGCGUUCUGCUGGUCAACAUGUUGAUUGCCAUGAUGGGCAACACCUACCAGAAGAUAGCCGAGAUACGCAACGAGUGGCAGCGCCAAUGGGCGCGCAUUGUGCUCGUCGUGGAGCGCAGUGUGCCGCCAGGUGAGCGCCUGAAGAACUUUAUGCAAUACAGCCAGUCCAUGUCCGAUGGCAGACGCGCCCUGGUCCUGCGCUUGAACAUGACUGACGAGGAGAAGGAGGAAAUGAAGGAGGUGCAGGAGAUGAAGCGCAUCCACCAACGUUUCUCCAAAAAGCGCCAAAUGGAGCGGGAGGCGCGUGCCCGUCGUCGCCAGCAGGAGUACGAGAAAUUCUUUGGCACCGCCCCGAAGACGGACAGCACAGAGCAGCAUAAUUUGUGAGUCAGUCAAGUCCUGACAAUGAACUAGUUCAAGUUUUAUUGAACUGAGCGCUUCGCUCUUUGCCUGUUUUCCAUUUUCUUCUUUAUUUUUACACCCUGUACCCAUUGAAAUUAGUUUAAAGGGGUAUGAUGUAACAGGCAUAAGGAGGAGGACCUCAUAUAUAUUCUUAGUUAGCCAAGUCCGUCUGUCUUUUUGUCCGCCCGUCUGUCUGAAAUAUUCCAUCUCUGAGGAGCUGGACACUUAAAAAUUGGAAAGUAAAUCCUCCUAUCGGUAACUCACUAUGCUUCCACAAAAUCGAUUACUUACUAGGACAUGAUGACAUGUAAGUUAUGCAAGAAUGUAAUUCCCAUAGAGAUUAUGAGAAGAAUAUGUAAGUACAUACCAUGUUAGGAAGAAAUCUGGAAUAUUUGUAACCGCAGUUCGGUACAGUUGGGUUCAGGGUAUCUCCAAGUCGGUCACUCUCGACUAGAGCACUUUUCACUUUUUGUGUUCUGUUGAGAAUCCUGUUAAGAUUUGUUCGCAUUGUGCAAUAAAUGUUUAGUCUAUGAGCCGU
Molecule: messenger RNA, 3899 nt
Organism: Drosophila montana
Lineage: Eukaryota; Metazoa; Arthropoda; Insecta; Diptera; Drosophilidae
Gene: nan
Product: transient receptor potential cation channel subfamily V member nanchung
Exons: 7
Coding region: 773-3346 (857 amino acids)
Biological process (GO): calcium ion import across plasma membrane
Cellular component (GO): plasma membrane
Molecular function (GO): protein binding; calcium channel activity
Source: RefSeq, a predicted model, not a curated record